Molecule: messenger RNA, 2232 nt
Organism: Pelobates fuscus (common spadefoot toad)
Lineage: Eukaryota; Metazoa; Chordata; Amphibia; Anura; Pelobatidae
Gene: POU2AF2
Product: POU class 2 homeobox associating factor 2
Exons: 5
Coding region: 101-952 (283 amino acids)
Molecular function (GO): DNA binding; POU domain binding
Source: RefSeq, a predicted model, not a curated record
AACCAUAUUACCAUUUUGCUCUUCGCUGGGCUGUUGAGAAGUUUCCUCUUAAAAGCUGAUUUAGUCACUUAAAAAGUAGGAUCCGUUUGCGGCAUUCAACAUGGAAACAGUUCCAACUGAUUUCAAUAAAAGGAUUUACCAAGGUGUCCGAGUAAAACACACAGUCAAAGAUCUACUAGCAGAAAAAAGAUCCAGACAAACAACUGGUUCUAGAUCACACAGCAGUGCCAACGUUUCCCAGGCUCCAUUUGUCCAAAUGUCAAGCUCACCAGUGCUGUCUGGAUAUUAUGGGGUUAGAAGAUCAUUUUUGCCUGAAUCUGAGUUCCAUAGUACCAAGCAAUAUCCUAAUGAUCUUUACUCUCCAACUCUGGGCCCAAAGUCAUGUGACCCAGCAUCCAUCCAAAGCUACCCACCUCUCCUGGAUCCAUAUUUUACUGAGUCUAUCGGUGACUAUCGGGGGGCUUCCAUUACAUCUGGCAGUGGCUCACUUUUUAGUUCGUCGUCAUUACCACCUCUAAUACCUAAUUUUUCUGGUGACCCAUCACACUAUUUACUGAGAGACUCAUGGGAACAGACUGUGCCUGACACCAUCAACCAGCUGGAUGUUCUGUGUCCUGAUACCUCACAGACUGUGUCUUCGUCUACAACUUGUCUUUCGUCCGAAGCAGGAAGUGCUCACUAUAGAAGUACAAGCAGAGGAUCAGCAGCUCAAGGUUCUCAGCCUUACUCUAUACAUGCUCUUGAUGAUGUACAUUACUCCACCAGUUUCCCAGCAGCAUCGUAUGCUUUCUCUCCUUUUAUGACUGUUACCAAUGAACUCACUCCCAAGAUGACUCACCAUCUCUCCCCAGAGGACUCCACGGAAACAAACUCUUUGCAAGAUAAUGCUGCAUGGUCAAAGGAUGAAGCAAAUACAGUAUGGGGCCCAUAUGAACUGAGAAGAAAUUACUGAAAGUGUAUUAUGUGUUAAAAGGAGGCAAUGAAAAGGUUGUUUGUAUAUAUUGGUUGCUUGAAAAGGACAUUUUUGAUACCUUAGAGAUCACCAAAUUGUGUGAUAUCAUUUUCCCUUUCAGCCACCACAAUUAUUUUGUUACCUCCCCACUGCCUAUGGGUGCGUGGAUAUCAAAUCUAUCCCUUUCUCUGUAAUUGUUUUAAACCUCAUGACUGUUUUGCUAUUAAGGAAAUUGAGUAAAUUGCAAAAAUAAUAACCCAGAAGAAAGCGUGCUUUUUAACACUCACUAUUAAUUAUUAGUUUUCAUGUUAGUUUCUUUGUCUAUGUCAUAUUGACAUGCUGGUUAAUGAACUUCGAAUUGACACUUUAAUGUUAAAGAGAAUAAAAAAAUCAUUAAUUUAAUCUUUUAGAGCCAUUACUUGCAAACUUAGCUUAUAACACUCAAUAUAACAACUCUCGAUAAAUUGCUAUAUAAGACACGUAAGGUCAUUACAUGUUUAUGAUGGUGGUUUAAAUCAAAUUUCACCAAUUUAUAUGCAUUGCUAAUUUCAAUGAUAUGAGCCAUCUUAGCUUGUCAUAAGGCUUCAUGUUUCUGAAUAUUUUGUUUCCAGACCCACUUGGUGAAUCCUGGUUUGUUCUAUCAGGCUUUGAAGAGGGAGUGUUGUGAAUAGACUGACUAAAGUAAAAUAGUGCAGCAAAUAUUGCUUUGUAAGUCCCUAACCACACUUUACUACUGUUAAAUAUUCUCUCAUUUAUUAACCAGAAUAAUAUUCCUAAAAUUAUUACAUUUUGAAAAAUAAAUUGUAUACAAUCAAGAUAACUUUAAUUCACACUAAAGGCACAUCAGUGCUCUCAUCUUAAAUUGUAUCUACGUUCCCAAAUGACCUGCUUCCUUUUGGAGAUAAUUUGUGUGUUUUUUUUAAUUCCAAGUAUAACAUUGUAUGUCAGAUUUAUCUGUUACCAAUUUAUCGUCUAAAUUGUAAAACUAAAAUGAACAGUUUGCUUGUGGUAAGUUCUUAAUAGACCUGUUGAAUAUAAAAAUCCCAUCUUCACCAAAAAUAUAUCAUUCACCUCUUGAGAAAAGUCUGAGUUGGACUGUGUCACUGCAAUGUGACUGUAUAUUUGAUUUUUGUUUUCUGGUAUUACAAAGGAAAUGCAAUAAAACUGGACUUACUAUACAACAGCAGUUUGUUUAAAUUGGUACCCAUAUUUAAAGGGUAGCAUCGUGUUUAUUUAAUAAUGAACUGCAUUAUAUCCUUCACAAACAUGUAUAGUUCUAA